Messenger RNA from Ixodes scapularis (black-legged tick), 1537 nucleotides. RefSeq names its product BTB/POZ domain-containing protein 6. The transcript is spliced from 3 exons. Lineage: Eukaryota; Metazoa; Arthropoda; Arachnida; Ixodida; Ixodidae. Gene Ontology annotation, biological process: neurogenesis. Gene Ontology annotation, molecular function: protein binding. The record is from RefSeq and is a predicted model, not a curated record. Gene Ontology annotation, cellular component: cytosol. The coding region runs from base 243 to 1295 and encodes 350 amino acids.
UGCCGCUGAUAGGGCCGUAUCCAUCUCGCCAUCCUUCGGACAUCCAAAGUGGCACUAAACCAGGCGCGGGAGGGAAAGGAGGUGAAAGAGGGGUUUUCGCUUAUCUGACAUUACGCAAGCGGCGACGGGCCCGUCGUGAACACCUGAGACGGCAGGCUACACAUAGUUUCGGAUUCCACGGGCGUGCGGCUGCGACAUCGUGGCAACUGAAUUCAUCGGAACCACGGGUUCGCGGAUGUCGGAUGGCGAAGCCAGUCAAUGUCGCAGCACCAAAGAGAGACGACCUCCAUUUCUUCACGGAGGGCAGGCACACCGAUGUUGAGUUCCUGGUGGAGCAUGGCUCCGACCCACCCAAGAGCUUCAAGGCCCACAAGAUGGUUCUUGCCAUGCGCAACGAGGUCUUCGAAACCAUGUUCUACGGAAGUCUGCCCGAGAAGAACCAAGUUCGCGUCACCGACUUGCAUCCGGAUGGAUUUUCUGCUUUCCUCAAGUACCUUUACAGCCAGAAAGCCACAUUUGUCGACGUCAAGCAAGCACUGCACACGCGAACAGCCGCCGAGAAGUACAUGGAGUCGGAGCUCGUGGAAGCCUGCCACAGGUUUAUUAAAAAUUCGAUGCAGUCAACCGACGUAUGCGACGUCUUAGAAUACGCCGCAAAGAACGGCAACCUCGCAAACUUCAACGACCUUAUCAACAAGUUUCUGAAUAUGAGCGGUGUUCAAGUACUGGAGUCGAAGGCGUUCAUCGCCGCGUCAAAGGAAACCGUCCUCACAAUACUGAAGAACCCUCAGUUGUGCGUCAAGGAAUACGACGUUAUCAAGAGUGUCUACGCAUGGGCGAUUGCGUGUUGUGGAAAAGAGACUGGCGUACCUUCCACCGCUGCUCUCCAGUGGACCAUGAGGCCAUUCCUGCCGGAGCUUAGAUUCCUCACGUUGUCUCCUCUGGAGUUUGUCGAAGGUCCAGUUACGUGGAACAUCCUGACAGAGUCUGAGGCGCUGGCUGUUCUCAGUAGCAUUGUAAAACUCGGCUCGAAGGAGUGGCCAGUGGGCUUUUGCACUAAUAGGCGAGCCAGGACAGGGGUAACCUUAACCAGUGGAGUAACAAUGGGAGAUUGCGGGGUGUGUGGGAUGCCCAUUACCGCUGUGGGAGAUUGCGGGGUGUGUGGGAUGCCCAUUACCCCUGUAGCCACACAACAGCGGACCACCAAGGUUGUUCCCAGUGUUGGUGUCACCCCGAAUUUUGGGCAGUCAAAUGCAACCAGUUUUGGUUUUAGUUUUGGCAGGCAGUCAUGUUAAAGUUCACUUUAGUCAUGUCCACCUGAGCCCCAUUUUUUUUUCCUCCAUUAUAAUCCUCAAACUGCGUUGGGAUAAGGAAAUUGUCAUUGACUGACGGCCACGCGUAAACGAGUCUUUGGCUUCGUUUAGAAAUAUCUCGUUCAUUGAUCUUCAGUUUUAGCAAUUUAUUAAUUAAAUUAGUUCCAAUACCUUCAGCAAAUGGAAAAAUAUAAAAGAAAAAUAAAGUUUGUUUGCGCGUGUUC